AUGUACGCAGCCGGCUCGUCUAAUGGUAACAUUGGUAAUGGACGUCAUUGGACGGACAGUAUCGAUGAAUUGCCCGACUCAGAUGCAUCCGACACAGACGACGAGGAUGAGCGUAAUUUUGAGGGAAUACGAUUCGAGCUAGAGAAUUUGCUGGUGCGCAUGGCAAUGAUCGUGGAAGAAUGUUACCAUCAUUUUAUGCACCCGAGCGUAAGGGUUUGCAUUCCACAGCGGACUUCCAAGCUGACUGGCGCAAUGUGGGUACACUGGGUGCUUACCAAUCCGAACCCAACUACAUGCUAUGAGCAAUUUCGUAUGUUGCCCAAAACUUUCUUAAAAUUGUGCAACACAUUGAAACACAAUGGUUUUUUACGAAGCAGCCGAUAUGUAAAGAUCACAGAACAAGUUGCGGCAUUUUGCCUAGUGAUGGCACAGUGCCACACGCAGCGGACGGUAGCGGAUAGGCUACAGCGCUCAUUGCACACGGUAAGCGUUUACGUUUAUCGGACAGCUGAAGCGCUGUGCAGGCUUGGGAAAAAUAUUAUACGUCCAGCUGCGAUGGAGUUGCCUCACCCAUACGUUGCACGCAAUGGCCGCUACUAUCCAUGGUUCGCGAAAUGCAUUGGAGUGAUUGACGGAACCCAUGUUAAAGCGUGCGUUCAAGGUGAGAACAUAGUGCCCUACAGAAGCAGGAAGUCCACAAUAACACAGAAUGUCAUGUGCGUCGUUGACUUCGACCUUUGCUUCACAUACGUUUAUGCUGGAUGGGAGGGCAGCACUCAUGACUCGCGGAUUUUCCAGGAGUGCAUCGAGGAUCCCACCGCUCUUUUCCCCAUGCCGGUCGAAGAUUACUUUUACUUGGUUGACUCGGCCUAUGGAUGCUACAAGGGAUUUUUACCCCCGCAUCGCAAUGAGCGAUACCAUUUGGAAGAUUUCCGCCGCGGUCAACGUCGUCCGAAGAAUGCAAUAGAAUUGUUUAAUUAUAGGCAUUCCUCAUUACGAUCAGCUGUGGAAAGAACGUUUGGAGUUUGGAAAGCCCGAUUCCCUAUCUUCGACAAUAUGCAUCCAUACCCGAUUGAGAACCAACGACUAUUUGUGGUCGCAUGUUGCGCCGUACACAACUUCAUUCGCAAAGACUGCGGUGCUGAUGAUCCACUAUUUUGUGAUGCCCUAACGACGCAUUAUGGGCAACAUUGGAUCGACGUCUCGCAAUUGCCUACCAUGACACCUGUUCCAUACGUCGCGCAUGGAGCACCACCAGACCGAACCCGCGAAAGCAAGGAAAUGAUGAUUAUAGUCCGAGAGGCAAUGACCUCUCACAUGUGGGAAACCGCGAAUGAAGAGUAA
This is a messenger RNA of Corylus avellana, 1344 nucleotides long. The record is from RefSeq and is a predicted model, not a curated record. Lineage: Eukaryota; Viridiplantae; Streptophyta; Magnoliopsida; Fagales; Betulaceae.